AUGGCACUGACAGCGAGGCAGAGCCACCGCUACCUCGGCGGCGCCGCCGUCGACCCUCCGUACGCAAAUUCUCCCGGCGAUCUGCUCGAGCUCGACGAAUCCGAUAUUUGGGCUAUCGACGAUGUCUCGGGGGCCGACGAGCCCGAAAAGGCCCAUAAUCGGCCGGCCCGAAAGGCAGUGAGAAAUCCACCUCGGGACGGAAAUCACCCUGCGGAAGGCCCGAGGUCUCUUCCGGUGAACGUCCCCGACUGGCCCAGGAUCCUCGGCGACGCGUACAAGCCACGCGCCGCGGGGUCUUCAGACGGCGCGUGCGGGGAUUGGGAGGGCGCGGGAAAUUACAAAAUGCCGCCUCACGAGUUUUUGGCGAGAAAUAGAGUGGCGCCCUUCUCGGUGACGCUGAAGGGCAGGGACUUGAGGAGGGUCAGAAAUGCGAUUUGGAAGAAAACUGGGUUCGAGGAUUAA
Striga hermonthica is the source of this 462-nucleotide messenger RNA. The record is from the annotation of a GenBank genome assembly. Lineage: Eukaryota; Viridiplantae; Streptophyta; Magnoliopsida; Lamiales; Orobanchaceae.